Messenger RNA from Vidua macroura (Pin-tailed whydah), 1395 nucleotides. RefSeq names its product translation initiation factor IF-2-like. The transcript is spliced from 2 exons. The coding region runs from base 474 to 1289 and encodes 271 amino acids. NCBI's taxonomy places the organism in Eukaryota, Metazoa, Chordata, Aves, Passeriformes, Viduidae. The record is from RefSeq and is a predicted model, not a curated record.
GUGCCAGCAUCUCCAGCGUUUUCCAGCACAAGCCACCGGUGGAGAUGGGCACCUCCAGCACCACCAGCAGCAGCACAGCACCCUCAGGGGAUGCCGGGGGCCGUGGUGGCUCUCCCUGUGCGUGGCAGCUCUGGUUCCUGCCCACCUGAGCCACACACGGGCGCACACAGGGGCACCGAUGGCUCCCAAAACAUCCUGCAGCCCCUCAUGGCUGCAGGACCUCCGGAGCACACAGGGAAGGACAAUCCCAGCUCGUCCCAGUCCAGCCUCACGUCCAAACACUCAACCACCGGGAAUCCACGCGGAGACCUGGUGCAGCGCCUCAGCCAAGUCCUCAACACCACUAGAUGCCAUCCCUGUCUGGGCCAGCUGUGCCCUGAGUCACCAUCAGAGCCUGGAUUUGCCCCACGAUUAAAACCUUUCCAAGCCAGAGAGCUCAACAAACCCCCUGCCAUGGGCAGAGCUGCCCGGGAAUGGCCGGAGCAGCAGCUUUUCCAGGCCCGGCUGCAGAUCCAAAUCAAAAAGCAGGAAAUCUGACAACGUUGCCAACGCUUUCAUACCCUGGGAACACCAGGAAAGACCACGGUGCCAACGCCAGCCACCAGCACUGCCAGCCAGGCCUUGGGACAGGAAGGAGGACACUUGUGGGACGCUCCACCCCAGCAGAGCUGGACCUGCGCGCACCGAGGGACCCCCAGAGCCCCGGUCUGGGAUCCUCCAGCACAAUCCCAGCUCCGGGAUUCCAGCCUCCAUCCCCAUCCCUGGGGAAGGAUCCAACCACCACACGCCACCACUCCAAACAUCCAAGCGCCUCCAAACUCCUUCUCCCACUCGUUCCUCGUGCCCGUGCGAGCGCCAGCGCUGAAACCCAGCCGUUUAUUUUUAUCCCGAGCGAUCCAGGCUGGGAAAAAAAAUCCCCUGCGGGCGCUGCCCCCGGGGCGAUUUGGCGGGCGAAGGGCGCGGGAGCAUUACCGGCUGAAGCGGCGCGAUCCUCUUUGGUGGCCCAAAGUUAUCCCGGCAGCCGCGGAAGCCGCCGGCAAAAUGGUGACGGGGUCAAGGCGGCGGCGGCACGAGCAGGGAAAAACAGCAUGGGAGGUCAAGGACAAAGCAAGGACAUGGCGGAUUUUUGGGGAGAGGUUGGGUUCCCCAAUCCCGGUUGGGUUCCCCAAUCCCGGUUGGGUGCUCCCAUCCCGGGACGUGAGGACGGAGCCAGUCGCCUUCGGGGUCACCCAGCGGGGUCUUGCUGUGCCGUCCUGUGGAUAGAACUGAAGCAGAGGGAGGGGGACUGAGAAGAAAAAAGUGGGUUACUUUUUUUUUAAAAAGAUCACAUAAAAAAAUAAUAUUUAAGGAAAUACAGCACUAGGAAAAAAAAAAUUCUGUACAGACAGGUUUCAA